Camelina sativa (false flax) is the source of this 2376-nucleotide messenger RNA. RefSeq lists its product as uncharacterized. Gene Ontology annotation, cellular component: intracellular membrane-bounded organelle; cytoplasm; vesicle. Gene Ontology annotation, molecular function: clathrin binding. NCBI's taxonomy places the organism in Eukaryota, Viridiplantae, Streptophyta, Magnoliopsida, Brassicales, Brassicaceae. The record is from RefSeq and is a predicted model, not a curated record. Gene Ontology annotation, biological process: clathrin-dependent endocytosis; clathrin coat disassembly.
AUUUUUAUUUUUUAUGGGUAAAAAAACAUACAAAAAAAAAUAUCUAUCGUCGUCGUCUCCACACCGUCGGUGCGGUACCUCACGGAUCAAUUUCUAAAGCGAGAGAGAGAGAGACAUUAUUUUCGCUAGAUUCUCGUAAAUCUUCUCUCCUCCGAUUUCCCCUUUUCCGUAUUGAGAAAAUUUCCCCAUUUUUACGUGAGAUCCGUGAUUUUUUUAUUCUUGUUUCCUUUCCUGGGAUCGAUCUGAAUAGGUAUAGCUUGAAAUUUUUAGGGGAAUCGUGAAAUUUGUUUCUUUUUGAAAAUCUCGAUUUUAAUCGGCGGAAAAUGGACGAGUUUGGAGUUCUAACGGAGCGUUACGGGAUUAAGCCUCAAGGUAAAUCUGCUCCGAUGGCUGCUUCCAAGCGUUCCGUUAAUAAUCACAACAACAAUGCUCAGAGCUGGAAUUUCGCAACUGCCUCAUCCUCUUCCUCUGGUGUUAACGCGAAAUCGAAAUCGACGUCGUUUUCUGGUAAUGGCUCUGUCUACGAUGGUGACGAUAUCUUCUUUACGGCGAGUUCUACUACUAAUAAUAUUAAUAGAAAGGGUUCGAAUUCUUCUAGUGGAUUUGACGAUUUUGAUGUUUUCUCUGGGUUGAACAAGUCGUCAUCUUCUUCUUCUGGUUUUAAUAAUAAUAAUAGCAAGUCCUCCUCCUCUUUGAACAACGAUGAUGGUGGUUUGUUGUUCUCCAAUUUUGGGAAUUCUGGAAAUAAAGCGUCUGAUGAUGACUUGUUUGGUGGUAUUAUGCCGUCUUCCAAAACCUCUGCUACUACUAAUGUUAAGAAUGAUGAUUUGUUUGGGUCUUUCUCUUCAUCUGAAAAGCAAUACGCUACUGCGGUUGAUGAUUUGUUGGGUUUGGGGAAGAAUGAUGCUUCUUAUGAUGGUUUGAUUCCCGGUUUUGGUGGCACGGCGACUAGCAGCAAGACGACCACAUUGAACUUUGAUUCGUCUGAUCCUUUUGUGGUUCUAGAAUCAACUGCGUCUGCAUCACAUUCUUCUCCUGGUCUGUUCGUGGAUCCACUUGAAGAAUUUGCUGCUUCAGUUAGUUCUCAGGGGAAAAAACCUUCAACUACGUCACACACAUCAUCAAUACUUAAGCCUCCGCCUAAACCAACACAAAAAGUGAACAGAGUUAAGAGUUCAGGAAUGUCUUCAAUAGACGAACUUGAAGACUUUGCCAUGGGUACUAUGCGACGUAGUGCCUCCGCUUCUGACACUGCUAGUAAAUAUAGAGAAGCUGAAGAUGCUGGAACAAAGAAUAAAGAAUUUGGUGUAGAUGACCUUGACCCCUUUUUCAGCGCUGGAUAUCGGUCCAGCAGUGUACCAAAGUCACGGACUACUACAACUGAAACAUCUCGCAAGCAACCAUCCAAUGUGCCAAAGAAGACGCCUAAUGGGGUUUCUAAUGCAAAGAAGCCUCCUGCUCAAGCAAAUCUGGUGGAUGACUUUUCUGCACUUUUUGGAGAGGAUCCUAUAUUUAGACAAUUCGAGGAAAUCCCAGGGGAAAGCGAAGAACGAAGAAAGGCCAGAUGGGAUCGUGAACAGAGAACAAAGAGCCGUGUGGCACAAGCUGUUGCUGAUAUGAAUAACCGUGAUCAUCAAUCUCGGAUUGAACAAGAACAGAGAACUAGGAUUUCUGAGACUGUUGAUACUGAGAUAAGGCGUUGGGCAACUGGAAAAGAAGGAAACAUGCGUGCAUUGUUAUCUUCCUUGCAAAUUGUACUCUGGCCUGGAUGUGGUUGGGAGGCCGUUUCUCUAACAGAUUUGAUCACUUCGUCAGCAGUAAAGAAAGUCUAUAGAAAGGCAACGCUGUAUGUCCAUCCCGAUAAAGUUCAGCAAAAGGGAGCCACGCUUGAACAGAAGUAUAUUGCCGAAAAGGUUUUUGACAUUUUGAAGGAAGCUUGGAACAAGUUCAACAAGGAGGAGCUCUCAUAAGCCCGUAUGUUGUGGAUCUGGCUGCCUCCAUAUCAAGUUUUACAACAGUUUGCUUCAGAUAGACCCUGAAACGGGACUGAUUACUUCUAGCAAUGGAUGAUUAAAGAGAUAGAGGCACUUGAAGAAACUUGAUACUUGUUUGUUUAAAGUCUGUGCCACAUAAUUUGUCUGUGAGUUUCCUUCAGUCUUUUCUUGUUUUUAAUCUUCUUGUCUACUUGUGAUACUUGUAAUCUUUCUUCUGUACGCUCAACCAAAAAAAGAAAAAAAAAAAAUCCAUGGGGGAUAUUGUAUAGCCCCAAAAGCUCAGAAGAUCAUAUAUUGAAUGUUACUUAUUAUAGCGUCGAGAUGAUUCACUGAUGUGUAUUUCAAUCCCAAUUUCCCAUAACUGUAACAAAAUGCUUUCGUU